CGCCCCGUGCAAACACUCACUACCUAAACCAGGAAGCAAAAUACACACGGACGCGGACUGAGGAACGAGGAAAAAUAACCCAGAAAGAGGAGUUAACGAGCGACUAUAAUCCAGCUGUGGAUGUGUUUAUUCAGCUAAACGCGCGCGGUUGCUGUGGGAAGUAUGGGACAGCACCUGGGAAAACGUGAGCCGUCGCCUGAGUCCAAGACUCUGUCAGACCCAGCAUCUAAAACCACAGCGGACUCCGAGUCUCAGGAUGAGGUCUUUGGCAUGAACGACUCGGACGUCAACCAGAACAAAAACCGUUCAAACAAAAGCGAGACGACGUCAGGCCCCGCCCCCACCGCCCCUCCCAGCACCGGACAGACCAAUCAGGCUGCCGGAUAUUGGCCACGCCCACACUUGGUCCGCCUUUUUUCCCGUGAUGCCCCGGGCCGAGAGGACAACACCUUCAAAGAGCGGCCGUCAGAGUCGGACGAACUUCACACCAUCGAGGAGGCCGGAGGAGCCACGUCUGAAAACGCAGAGUGAAAGCAAAAAACUCGACUCGUUCACUCGCUUCUUUUGCUCUUCGCACCCAACAUGGCAUCUUCAGGCUCAGCGGGACAGUCCGGCUUCAGACUCGGGCGUGGGAAGAAAAACCCUGGAGUGAUGGAUCAGAUUGGAAAAAUCUUUGGAGGAGAUAAGAAGCGGAAGAGCAAGGGCUCUUUCCGUGGCGCUCUCUCUGUUUCCCCUCAGAGGUCAAGUCACUCGUCUCCUCGCCGCCGCACUGGUGGCGACAAUGCUGUUGUUCACUUCUUCAGAUCUAUCGUGUCUCCUGCUCCUAAAAAAUCUAGGUGGCAUUCUUUCACAGCUAAACUAGGCAUGGGGGAUCAGAAGGGCUCAGUGAAGGCGCAAAAAGGGCGUGCAGGAGAGGGACAGGGCACGCUGACUCGCAUCUUCAAAAUGGGAGGAACCAGAGCAGCAUCUCCGGCCAAACGCUGAGUUCCAGCUCUUUUAUUCUUCUCCAUUAAACAUGAUGACCCUGAACGGAGAGAAAGGAAAGAAGAAGGAAGCUUUUUUUCUCCACUUACACUUUUUUCCUGCUGGUGUCUCCUGCACUAACCUGAACAAGAUCGUGCUCAUCCUCUCUGUCUGUUCAUAUAUUUAUUUAUGUCAAUUUCUCUGUCAAUUGAGUUCAGCGUGGUCAGAUCCUCCUCUGCCUUCCCCCAACGUGUCUGUCCUUGUCUUUUGAGAACAUGAGGCACUGAGAACCUUUUGAGGAAAGCUUUCUGAUUAUUAUUAGAAACUAACAGUAAUCACUUUGUAUCACUGAGAAUAAAAUUAUGACUGGUUUAAUAAGUUUAUUAUUGUUAUAUUAGAUUGUGACGUUACUAGCUAAUUGCAAAAGUUUGAUAAAGACUCAACAAGCUAGCUAGCUAGUUUAGCUCAUUCACAGUAGCUAGGACUUUCUAGUUGCAGAUUAGCUAACUUAGUAUGCUAGCUGAGUAUAAAAAGUCUUGCUAAGUCACAUGACGACAAAAAAACUGCCUCAAAAGGUUGUAGUGUAUCAUUUAUAUUACUGAAUAUUGUCUUGUGCCACUGUCUUUGUCUCAGGAGUCAAUGUGACUAGCGUUUAGCAUUUAACAGCUUGUUUAUCUGUGCACUGGAUAAACUCACACGUGUUGCUUCUUCAUGGCUUCAUGCAGUCUCGUCUCAAACUCACUCUUCCUCACUGUCUCAGAGGAUCUGACUGCAAACUGUAGAGCUAAAAAAGUGCAAAGUAACUGAAAUGUCGUCUCUUGUUGAUUUUCAGUCCCAGGGUUUCUAAACUGUUGUUCAUGUUUAGUCACUGCAUCUGCUGUCGACUUCUGACUCUCUCUCGCGCCUCUUUGGCCUUCGACUACUUCUUUUUAGAAUAAAAUCAACCCCCAAUAAGACAUGGACACAGCUAGCAUAAAAAGCCAUAGAUAUUAUGCAUGUGUUUGUCAGUUAGACUGCUAAUGGAGUGACGGGAAUCAUUAAAAAUUCAAAUAAAGGAGACAUGUAUGUGUCA
Pangasianodon hypophthalmus (striped catfish) is the source of this 2035-nucleotide messenger RNA. Its product is annotated as myelin basic protein. The transcript has 9 exons. Gene Ontology annotation, molecular function: structural constituent of myelin sheath. NCBI's taxonomy places the organism in Eukaryota, Metazoa, Chordata, Actinopteri, Siluriformes, Pangasiidae. The record is from RefSeq and is a predicted model, not a curated record.